Molecule: messenger RNA, 437 nt
Organism: Cylicostephanus goldi
Lineage: Eukaryota; Metazoa; Nematoda; Chromadorea; Rhabditida; Strongylidae
Source: the annotation of a GenBank genome assembly
AUGUGCAACUUCUACAUGAUGUACUUCUACAAUGCUAGUGAAAACAAUCCAUUUCCGAACGGCUCAAUGUGUGUGGGCAAUGAGAAACCUAAUGAGGUUUCAAAAGAUUAUCCUAUGGAAGGCACACGAAUACUACCGGCUCGUCCAGUUCUGGAGCGUUCAUCACAUGCAACAGGAAUAGCCUUCGGUGUCAUCGAAAAAGGAGCGUUCACCAGUGUUGGAGAUGUAAAACUUGGCCAAAUUGCUUCAUUAGCGUUUCAAGACGAGAGAAUUUUCGCAGUUUUUCAUAGAGCUGGGAGAGUGUGGGAUCAAAGUACUUUUGAUCAGCAUAAUGUGCUCAAGGAUCAAAAACCAAUCAAGGACGAUGUGAUUUUGAUAGUUUCUCUGGACGGUAAUGAGCUUCAUCUGGUGAAGAAGCUAGGAGGGGGAAAGUAAGU